Molecule: messenger RNA, 715 nt
Organism: Rubroshorea leprosula
Lineage: Eukaryota; Viridiplantae; Streptophyta; Magnoliopsida; Malvales; Dipterocarpaceae
Source: the annotation of a GenBank genome assembly
CGAAAUCCAGAAGAGACAAGUCUUGAAGACUUUUGUCCAAAAAGUUGACCUGGCCAGUUGGAUGGGUUAUUGAUUCUUAUUGGUUUGAUCAGUUUAAAUGGUUUAAACUUACCAUUGGGUGUUGGUUUGAUUGGUUCUAUCAACUGGUCCAAUCUGGUUUUCAAAACAAUGAGCUUAAGUUCCCGAAGGAGGCUCAACUCUCCUUAAGAUUAGUGUAAAUUCUUGUUCAGUAUUUAGGGAGUAAAGACCAUUAUUUGUCAGCACAAAAAAAACCUGCUCUUCUCAAAACCAGAACAGAACUAUGUAGCAUCAAUAUGGAUUCAGUUUGUCACAGAAUUUUGGCACUAUUGAAGAUUGCGUUGGUGCUUGUCGUCCAGGAAGUCUUUGGAGAUGACGAUGAAAUGGAGAAGUUUUUGAUCAAUAUUCUCUGGAAAGGAGAUGACGAAGCCAGGAGAACUUCGCUGCUAAAGCUGCUGUUGCUAGAAUUUGUACCAAGUUUAGGUGGAAAUACCCUGUUCUGCUUAUGCAAAAUGUUAAUUCCUCUUUCUUUUGAUUCACGCGUGAUCCGGUAUGUGGUACGCUGGACUUUGGUGCAUCUCAUGAAGCACUGCUUUACCUAUGGGUUGAAUUCAUUUAGAAAUGCUUUUCAGUUGUUUUAAUUUUUAAUUUUAAUGUCUUUUUAUUAUUAUAAAAAAUAUAAAAUGUAAUUAAAAUA